GCCUAUUCGCAUCGCGUUUGCGCUCUCUGCUUGUACACCACCGGAAAGAUUUCCCCAACUUUUUUUUUUUUUGCGGGUAGGAUUUCCCGAUUAGACACACGCCGGCGGCCUCGCUCAGGCCGGUGGUUCCAAAGCGGCGAGCAGAGAGUCUCCGUCGAGCCAAGGCUGCGCUCGGGCGGAGCGGUGGUGUACGGCCUUGCACGUGAGGGGGACGGGAAGCAGGGGUGCUAGAGCUGUUUGGCACGCGAGGUGUUUGCCGAAUUGCCUCGCCGGCUCUCCAGUGCCCGGUGACGUCGGGGUGGUUCCUUCCUGCCACGCGGUGCGCAGGUAGCUCCCCCACCAGGGUGAAAACAGAAGAAGAUAGAGUUGUUUGCUGCCAUGUCCGUGGUGAGCCGGCCAUUCCCUGCUCUACCGGCGGCGGUUUGCCCGGUACCGGUGAAGACAGGAGCCAGGUGGCUCCGCGGAAGCUACGGCCAUUCUCGGCAGGGAGCUAGGGUUUCUUGCACGGGGUCUACGGAUCGGGGUUUCGCUGCGGAGCUGGAGGAAGCGGAGUACCAUGAGCGGACCUAUGGAGAUAGUGUUGCUGCUGAGGAUGGUGGUAAGGAGGAAGCUUUGCCUUUAGGAUGGAGCAAAGAUGAGAUGGAAGCCAUCUCUGCGCUAUUCGACCGUCCAAUGCGUCAGAAGCCGCUGAAGCCGCCGAACCCGGUGACGCUGCGGCCUCUCCCUCUGCCGUUGGCCCACAAGACGAGGCUGCCGGUCGCUCCAGCCCCGAAGCAGCACAUCCGGCUUGCUUCACGCUCUUCGUACAGCGACCGGGUGCGCAAGAACCCUGAGGUCCUUGUUGGGAUUGCACGGGAGAUCUCGGCGCUUAGGCCGGAGUCUGAUGUGGCCAUCGUGCUCGACCGGUGGGCUCCUUUCCUCCGGAAAGGGUCGUUGUCGAUGACCAUCCGGGAACUCGGGCACAUGGGACUCCCCGAGAGGGCGCUCCAGACAUUGUGCUGGGCACAGAAGCAGACGGCCGUGCCACUGUUCCCCAAUGACCGGAUCCUCGCUUCCACCGUCGAGGUUUUGGCGCGCUUCGACGAGCUGAGGAUGGAAUCUGCGCUUGAGGAUUGCGUUCCCACGGCAAGCCGUGUUGUCCUUGAAGCCAUGGCAAGCGGGUUCAUCAGGGCAGGCAAAGUAGGCCUCGCACGCAAGGUCCUCGAACUCGCCAAGAUAAACAAGAGGACGUUGCACCCGAGCAUCUACGCAAAGCUGAUUCUGGAAGCUGCCCGGACGCCUGAAGGCUACGGGCUCGCCGCUGCACUGCUUGAUGAGCUCGGUGAGAGGCCGGACUUUGACCUGCGUCCGCAGGACUGCACGGCUGUCAUGAAGGUCUGCAUAAAGCUCAGGCGGUACACAGCUGUAGAGAGCCUGUUCAGCUGGUUCAGGGAAUCUGGCAGGAACCCCACCGUGGUGAUGUACACGACCGUGAUCCAUAGCCGCUCUCGAGAUGGGAGGCACCGGGAUGCUCUGGCCCUGGUGUGGGAAAUGGAGCAGGCAAACUGCCUUCUUGACUUGCCUGCUUAUCGGGUCGUCGUCAAGCUGUGUGUGGAAUUGCAUGAUCCAGAAAGGGCUUUUCGGUACCUGUCGAGGUUAAAGGACGAUGGGUUUGUUCCGACCAGUGACAUGUACUGUAAUUUGAUUGAAGGCUAUGCCGCUGCGGGGAGGAUGGCAAAGUGCCGGCAGCUGAUCAGGGAGGCUGAGUCAACCGGCGUUAUGCUGGACAAGAGGCUUGUUUCAAGCUUGUCUGAGAUGGGAGGUGGACAUCCUUGAACCCCUGGAAAAGUAAAAGUCCAUUGGCGAUUGUUAAUGGCAGAAUCUUUCUGAAGCUUGUACUGUUCAUGAAAACCCUAUGGUAAGCACAUGAAAAAUCUGAACUCAAGUCCAGAAGGAUGCACUCUCUUUUGGGAUGGAAGUCUACAGUAUAUGUUGUAAUUGUCCUGAGAUUGAUAAUAAAGAGGGAAAAUAUGCUGUCAUGGCCUCUGAAUAAAUGAUAAUGGAAGAGACUCUCAUAUUGGCCAGAUGAUGAUGGUGCUAAGAUAAUGGAAGACUUUACAUGCUACAAUUUGCUUCAGGCUUCUUUUCAGUUGAGAAGCCUCCGUUGGCACUUGGCAGCAGCAUCUACUUCCAGUUCAUUCCACUGCCUGACAACAGCAUUGGCGUUUUCUUUCCUAGACAAAGUUAAUCUGUAAUGUUAAUGUUGCUGUUUGAUCUCCUUUUCUUCUUUUUUUCAUCUGUGCUGUUUGAACAUCUUUGAUGAGAAGAUUUUUUUUUCAAACGAUCU
Molecule: messenger RNA, 2326 nt
Organism: Brachypodium distachyon (stiff brome)
Lineage: Eukaryota; Viridiplantae; Streptophyta; Magnoliopsida; Poales; Poaceae
Product: pentatricopeptide repeat-containing protein At2g01860
Exons: 2
Coding region: 379-1815 (478 amino acids)
Molecular function (GO): protein binding
Source: RefSeq, a predicted model, not a curated record